Messenger RNA from Felis catus (domestic cat), 1791 nucleotides. It is a transcript of the gene EEF1A1, whose product is annotated as eukaryotic translation elongation factor 1 alpha 1. Lineage: Eukaryota; Metazoa; Chordata; Mammalia; Carnivora; Felidae. The record is from RefSeq and is a predicted model, not a curated record. The coding region runs from base 109 to 1497 and encodes 462 amino acids. Gene Ontology annotation, biological process: translation; translational elongation. Gene Ontology annotation, molecular function: GTPase activity; GTP binding; translation elongation factor activity. The transcript has 8 exons.
GGGGAGGAUCGUAUAUAAGUGCCGUAGCCGCCUUGAACGUUCUUUUUCGCAACGGGUUUGCCGCCAGAACACAGGUGUCGUGAAAACCACCGCUAAACCUAAACCAAAAUGGGAAAGGAGAAGACUCAUAUCAACAUCGUCGUCAUUGGACACGUAGAUUCGGGCAAGUCUACCACUACUGGUCAUCUGAUCUACAAAUGUGGUGGGAUCGACAAAAGAACUAUCGAAAAAUUUGAGAAGGAGGCUGCUGAGAUGGGAAAGGGCUCCUUCAAGUAUGCCUGGGUCUUGGAUAAACUGAAAGCAGAACGUGAACGUGGUAUCACCAUUGAUAUCUCCCUGUGGAAAUUCGAGACCAGCAAGUACUAUGUGACCAUCAUUGAUGCCCCAGGACACAGAGACUUUAUCAAAAAUAUGAUUACGGGCACAUCUCAGGCUGACUGUGCGGUCCUGAUUGUUGCUGCUGGUGUUGGCGAAUUUGAAGCAGGUAUCUCCAAGAAUGGGCAGACCCGUGAGCAUGCCCUUCUGGCUUACACACUGGGUGUAAAACAACUUAUUGUCGGUGUUAACAAAAUGGAUUCCACUGAGCCACCCUACAGCCAGAAGAGAUACGAGGAAAUCGUUAAGGAAGUCAGCACCUACAUUAAGAAAAUUGGCUACAACCCCGACACCGUAGCAUUUGUGCCAAUUUCUGGUUGGAAUGGUGACAACAUGCUGGAGCCAAGUGCUAAUAUGCCUUGGUUCAAGGGAUGGAAAGUCACCCGUAAAGAUGGCAAUGCCAGUGGAACCACACUGCUUGAAGCUCUGGAUUGCAUUCUGCCACCUACUCGUCCAACUGACAAGCCCUUGCGUCUGCCCCUCCAGGAUGUCUACAAAAUUGGUGGUAUUGGUACUGUCCCUGUGGGUCGAGUGGAGACCGGUGUUCUUAAGCCAGGCAUGGUGGUCACUUUUGCUCCAGUCAAUGUUACAACUGAAGUAAAGUCCGUUGAAAUGCACCAUGAAGCUUUGAGUGAGGCUCUACCUGGGGACAACGUGGGCUUCAAUGUCAAGAACGUAUCUGUCAAAGAUGUUCGUCGUGGCAAUGUGGCUGGUGAUAGCAAAAAUGACCCACCAAUGGAAGCAGCUGGCUUCACAGCUCAGGUGAUUAUCCUGAACCAUCCAGGCCAAAUCAGUGCCGGAUAUGCACCUGUGCUGGACUGUCACACAGCUCACAUCGCCUGCAAGUUUGCUGAGCUGAAGGAGAAGAUUGACCGUCGUUCUGGAAAAAAGCUGGAAGAUGGUCCCAAGUUCUUAAAAUCUGGUGAUGCUGCCAUCGUUGAUAUGGUUCCUGGCAAGCCCAUGUGUGUUGAGAGCUUCUCUGACUAUCCUCCUCUGGGCCGUUUUGCUGUUCGUGACAUGAGACAGACGGUUGCUGUGGGUGUCAUCAAAGCAGUGGACAAGAAGGCAGCUGGAGCUGGCAAGGUCACCAAGUCUGCCCAGAAAGCUCAGAAGGCUAAAUGAAUAUUAUCCCCAAUACCUGCCACCCCAGUCUUAAUCAGUGGUGGAAGAACGGUCUCAGAACUGUUUGUGUCAAUUGGCCAUUUAAGUUUAAUAGUAAAAGACUGGUUAAUGAUAACAAUGCAUCGUAAAACCUUCAGAAGGAAAGGAGAAUGUUUUGUGGACCAUUUGUUUUUUUUGUGUGUGGCAGUUUUAAGUUAUUAGUUUUUAAAAUCAGUACUUUUUAAUGGAAACAACUUUGACCAAAAAUCUGUCACAGAAUUUUGAGACCCAUUAAAACAAAAGUUUAAUGAGAAA